UUUGGUAUGCUUUAAGAAAGCGGAAUGAGGCCUGUAUAUCUCGGGAUACCUACUGAUGACGAGUGUCGGUCGACGCAAUACGGUUGACAACAGUGAACCGAGCAAACUGCAUAAGACUUAUCGAUAAAGAGCUGGGGGUUGAGACCCACCAUCACAAACUCCCAAAGCUUGGAGGGGGCCCGCGUCGAAGUAACCUGGAAGCUGCCCCGCACACCUGCUUGAAACACCAAGCUCCGUUGCCGACACGACACCACAACUCUGCUGCCGAAGUUCCAGAAAGGAGAGACUUGAACCUUUUAUGCAUCUCGAAUCUUCGCACAUUGGUUUCCGCGUCCCAGAUAUUGCCCCAACAUGUCGACCGAAUCGAAAGAGGUCGGCCCGACCAAGGAGCAGGAGAAGGCUGCUGAAGCUCUCGUCAACCUAAGCUCUGCCAAGGGCACCACAGCCGAGUCGGAAGGGGAGUCGGGGUCCGAAGCGGAGGAAACACCACAAGCAGGCGCAAACACAGAAGCUCCCGCAAAGAAGAAGAAGAAGAGCAAGAAGAAGAAGGCCAAACAAGCUCUUGCUCAAGCCCUCGGCGGAGGCCCUCCCAAAGAGCUGACUGCCGCCGAUGUCGAGGCCGACCCCAAGAAGGCCAUCGCGGGCCUCUCGAACGACCAGAUCGCUGAAUUCCUCACCCUCAAUCCUGCCUUGCGGAAUGAACUUCUCGGCGCACAGGAUGCCCCGGGCUCGUCGGACAACACGGCCAAAGCCAUCGAAGCCUUCAAGAAGCUCAAGUUACAGGAUAUCAUGACCGGGUUGGCAACGAGUGGCAAGAACCGCAAGGAUAUGGCUUCGUACAAGUUUUGGAGCACACAACCAGUACCUCAGUUCGAUGAGGAGCCCAAGCUCAUCGAGGAGGGUCCCGUCAGAGUCCAAAAAGUGGAGGACAUUCCAACCGAACCCAUUGAACUUGCGCUUCCACAGUUCCGCUGGGUCACGAUGGAUCUCACGGACGAGAGGCAGUUGGAAGAGGUAGAGAAGCUUCUGUAUGGUCACUACGUGGAGGAUGACGAGGCCAUGUUUAGGUUCAAGUACUCUGGCUCUCUGCUGAGGUGGUCUUUGCUGUCUCCGGGAUGGCGCAAGGAAUGGCACGUUGGGAUUCGCACUGGCGAUACCCUUUGCGCUUUCAUUUCUGCCAUUCCAACCCAGAUGCGGGUACGGGACAAGAUUCUUCAAAGCUCCGAGGUCAACUUCCUCUGUAUUCACAAGAAGCUCAGAGGGAAGCGCCUUGCGCCAGUGCUCAUCAAGGAGAUUACACGGCGCAUCAACCUUGAUGGCAUCUGGCAGGCCAUUUACACGGGGGGUAUUGUCCUCCCUCGGCCAGUUAGUACCUGCCGAUACUACCACCGCGCCUUGAACUGGAUGAAGCUGUAUGAGGUUGGCUUCAGCCCAUGCCCAACCAACAGCACCCCCAAGUUGCAAGAUAUUAGGUUCAGGGUCCCCGAGAACACGUCGACUCGCGGGCUCCGUGAGAUGGAAGCCAGGGAUCUCAACGCGGUGCAGGUUCUGGUCGAGGCGUACCUGAAGCGCUUUGAUCUGACUCCAGUGUGGUCCAAGGAAGAGGUGUCGCAUUGGCUGUUGCAUAACAAAGAGGCGCCUGGUGAGCGUGUGAUUUGGUCAUAUGUUGUUGAGGGCGACGACGGCAAAAUCACCGACUUCUUCUCCUUCUACUGCCUCGAGUCGUCGGUCAUCCGGUCCAAGAAGCACUCUGCCAUUCGCGCCGCCUACCUCUUCUACUACGCCUCGGAUGUUGCUCUCAAGAGCCCUGACGACCGCCCGGCCCUCAAGGCUCGUCUUAAUGCUCUCAUGGCUGAUAUGCUCAUUCUUGCCAAGAAGGCCAAGUUUGACGUGUUCAAUGCGCUGUCGCUGAUGGAUAACUCGCUGUUCUUGGAGCAGCAAAAGUUCCACCCCGGUGAUGGGCAGCUUCACUACUAUCUGUUCAACUACAAGGCCAACCCUGUCCACGGUGGUGUCAACAAGAGGAAUUUGCUGGAGGAGAACACGACCCUCGACCCCCAACUCGGAAUCCCCACCGUGGCCGAAACGCUCGCCCAUCCGGCCUUUCCGACAGCCAUCUGGAACCUGGAGCCGGACCGCAAGGGGUUGUGUCCCGUGGCGGAGGGGAGGGGAGGGCCGUUUGGGAUCAACUGGGAGGUUCACGGGGAUGGGCCCAUCAAGCUAGUCUUCAUCAUGGGCCUCGGCGGGCUUUUGACUGGCUGGCAGAGGCAGACGUAUCACUUUGGGCAUUUGAAUCGGGAGAGGUACUCGGUGCUGGUGUUUGACAACCGGGGGAUGGGGGGGAGUGGGAAGCCUCUGAUGAGGUACUCUAGCAGGGAGAUGGCGAGGGAUGUUUAUGACCUCGUCACGUCGGAAGAGGUCGGGUUCCUGAAGACGGGAGAGGAGAAGAGGUGUCUGCAUGUUGUGGGAAUUUCGCUCGGGGGGAUGAUUGCGCAGGAGUUUGCGUGUUUAUACCCCGGGACCAUCUCGAGUUUGGGGCUGUGCUGCACGGCGACGGAGAUUAAGAAUUAUGAGUUGACUUGGUUGGAGAAUAUCAAGUCGAGGUUGGGGAUGUUGAUGCCCAAGAGUCCGGAUGAGAGUGUGGCUGGGGUGGCGAGGCAGAUUUUUGCGCAUGGGUGGCUGCCGUUGCCAGAUGAUGCGGAGGUGCCUGUUGCUGGGAGAGAUCCGAAAGUUUUGCCGCCUGCGGGGACGGAUUUGAAGGAGUAUGGGAGGUUUGAGAGUAAUGCGCAGAGGUUUGUUGCGCAGGAGAUGCACAAGAGGAUGGAUAAGGAGCGGUUUGGGUUGAAGGGGUUUUUGUUGCAGUUGAUUGCUGCUGGGUGGCAUUACAAGAGUGAGAAGCAACUGCAGGAGAUGGCUGAUCAGGUGGGGAGGGAGAGGAUUUUGGUCAUGCAUGGGACGGAGGAUGGGAUGAUUAGCUCGCCGCAUGGGGAGGUGUUGAUGGAGUGGCUGAAGCCGGGGAAGGGGUUGAUGGUGGAGGGGAUGGGACAUGCGCCGAGUAUGGAGAGGACGAAGUGGUUUAAUGAGUUGAUUGGGGAGUGGUGUGAGAUGGGGGAGAGGUUGGAUGGGAGGGGGUAG
Molecule: messenger RNA, 3135 nt
Organism: Podospora bellae-mahoneyi
Lineage: Eukaryota; Fungi; Ascomycota; Sordariomycetes; Sordariales; Podosporaceae
Gene: NMT1
Product: glycylpeptide N-tetradecanoyltransferase
Exons: 4
Coding region: 352-3135 (927 amino acids)
Biological process (GO): N-terminal peptidyl-glycine N-myristoylation
Cellular component (GO): cytoplasm
Molecular function (GO): glycylpeptide N-tetradecanoyltransferase activity
Source: RefSeq, a predicted model, not a curated record